Messenger RNA from Cucurbita maxima (winter squash), 4255 nucleotides. RefSeq names its product nodal modulator 3-like. Bases 217 to 3813 code for a protein of 1198 amino acids. The transcript is spliced from 27 exons. NCBI's taxonomy places the organism in Eukaryota, Viridiplantae, Streptophyta, Magnoliopsida, Cucurbitales, Cucurbitaceae. The record is from RefSeq and is a predicted model, not a curated record. Gene Ontology annotation, molecular function: carbohydrate binding. Gene Ontology annotation, cellular component: endoplasmic reticulum membrane.
AUAAAUAACCUCGUUGAAACCAAUUGGAUCGAACACAAGGAGAUUUGAUCGCACGGUGACAUUUUCGGCUGUGCAUUCUUGUACCGAAAACCAUAAACCCUGUCACCAAUCACCGCAAGGCCUGGAGUCUCUCUAAGGCUAGUUCUUCUUCCAUGCGACUUACCAGAUCUGUUCUUCCCAGUCUGACACUAGCGUGAAGCUCCAAUCGUUCCUAAAAUGGUGCUCAAAGCAACUGCAAUAUUCUUUGCGAUCUUACUAUAUUCAAUUUCAGUCGCUUCCGCUGAUUCAAUCCAUGGUUGCGGCGGAUUCGUCGAGGCAAGUUCGUCCUUAAUCAAGUCCAGGAAGCUGAAUGACGGAAAGUUGGAUUAUUCUCAUAUUACGGUUGAGCUUCGAACAGUGGAUGGACUAGUCAAGGAUAGGACUCAAUGUGCUCCUAAUGGCUAUUACUUCAUUCCGGUGUAUGAUAAGGGUUCCUUUGUAAUUACGAUAAAUGGACCAGAAGGGUGGUCUUGGAACCCGGAUAAGGUUCCUGUUCUUGUUGAUGACACUGGGUGCAAUGGGAAUGAAGACAUAAAUUUUCGUUUCACAGGGUUUACAUUAUCCGGUAGAGUUACAGGUGCUGUUGGGGGAGAGAGCUGUUCAAACUUGAAUGGUGGUCCCGCUAAUGUAAACGUGGAACUUUUAUCUCCUAGUGGCGAUGUUGUAUCUUCAGCAUUAACUUCAUCUGAAGGGAAUUAUAUCUUCUUGAAUAUUAUUCCAGGGGUAUAUAACUUGCGUGCUUCACAUCUCGACUUAAAAGUUGAAGCUAGAGGUUCCACAGAGGUGGAAUUGGGCUUUGGAAACAGUAUUGUCAAUGAUAUUUUUAAUGUCCCAGGUUAUGAUGUUCGUGGAUUUGUUGUUGCUCAGGGAAACCCGAUAUUGGGAGUUCAUUUUUAUUUGUUCUCAGACGAUGUCAAAGAGGUUGAUUGUCCACAAGGUCCUGGUAAUGCUCCUGGACAAAGAAAGGCUCUAUGUCAUGCUGUAUCUGAUGCUGAUGGGAUGUUCAGAUUCCAAGCAAUACCCUGCGGCCGUUACGAACUUUUGCCGUACUACAGGGGUGAAAAUACUAUUUUUGAUGUUUCACCUAGCAUCAUUUCUGUGAAUGUUGAGCAUCAACACAUUACAAUUUCUAAAAAAUUUCAGGUUACUGGAUUUUCUGUUGGGGGCCGUGUUGUUGAUGCAAAUGAUGUAGGAGUCGAAGGUGUCAAAGUUAUAGUGGAUGGUCAUGAAAGAGCCGUCACUGACAAGGAAGGAUUCUACAAGCUUGNGGAGGUAACUUCUGGCCAUUAUACCAUUGAAGCUAGAAAGGAGCACUUCAAAUUCAACAAAUUGGAGAACUAUUUGGUACUUCCAAACAUGGUUUCUGUUGCUGAUAUCAAAGCAACUUUUUAUGAUGUCUGUGGUGUUGUUCAGACUAUUGGAGAUGGUUACAAGACCAAGGUAGCAUUGACUCAUGGGCCAGAAAAUGUUAAACCUCAAGUCAAACAAACAGACAAAAGUGGCAAAUUCUGUUUCGAGGUCCCACCUGGUGAAUAUCGCCUGUCUGCUAUGGCAAUUUCUCCAGAAAGUGCUCCUGGACUAUUGUUCUCGCCAUCUUAUGUUGAUGUUACAGUCAGAAGCCCCUUGCUGAAUGUUGCUUUUUCACAGGCCGUAGUCAAUAUACAUGGUUCUGUAACAUGCAAAGAGAGAUGUGGUGCAUCAGUAUCUAUUGCCCUUCAGAGAUUGGCUGGUAAUCUUAUUAGUGAAAAGAAGACUAUCAGUUUGACAGAUGAGAGUAAUGAGUUUCUAUUUCAAGAUGUCAUCCCUGGAAAAUACAGGAUAGAGGCUUCACACUCAUCCAUUCAAGGCGUGGUUGGUAAAGAUGAUUGGUGCUGGGUGCAAAAUUCAAUUGAAGUGGAUGCCAGCAUUGAGGAUGUACAUGGAAUUGAAUUUAUUCAAAAAGGUUACUGGGUUAAUGUUGUAUCUACUCAUGAUGUGGGUGCUUAUAUUUUUCAAAUGGAUGGGCCACUUAUGAACUUGAAAAUCAAGAAAGGUUCCCAGUACAUAUGCGUGGAAUCUCCUGGAGUGCACGAAGUUCAUUUUUCCAACUCUUGUAUCUUUUUUGGGAGUUCAUCAACUACAAUAGACACAUUAAAACUAGAGCCGAUCUAUUUGAGAGGAGAAAAAUUUCUACUAAAGGGGCAAAUUAAUGUUGAUCCUGUCUCACUUGGAGUAUAUGAAUUACCUGAAAGUAUUCUGUUGAACAUUGUUGGUGCGGGAGGCAGUGUGAUUGAUAAUACUGAAGCCAAACUUACCUCCGAUGCCAAGGAUCAAUCAAAUUCUGCCUUGUAUGAGUACUCUGUCUGGGCUAGCUCUGGAGAGGAACUCACAUUUGUUCCUGUGGAUACCAGGAAUCAGGAGAGGGAGAUCUUGUUUUAUCCUAGAUGGCAUCAUGUAUUGGUGAAAAAUGAUGGAUGUCAAGAUUCUAUUCCUAUGUUUUUUGGUCGGCUGGGUUUAUAUAUUGAAGGAUCAGUUUCUCCCCCUCUUUCUGGGGUUCAUAUCAGGAUUAUUGCUGCUGGAGAUAGUUCCAUUGCUUCCCUCAAGAGUGGGGAGUUGGUACUUGAAACUGCCACUGAUAUCGACGGUUCAUUUGUUGGGGGUCCUUUAUAUGAUGACAUAACUUACAGAGCUGAGGCUAUGAAGCCCGGCUAUCAUCUGGAGCGUGUUGGACCUUAUUCGUUUUCAUGUCAGAAGCUUGGUCAAAUUUCUGUGAAAAUUUAUUCUAGAGACAAUAGUGAAGAACCGAUUCCUUCAGUGCUGUUAUCUCUGAGUGGUGACAAUGGUUAUAGAAACAAUUCAGUGUCAAAUGCUGGUGGAGUAUUCCUUUUCAAUGAUCUUUUCCCUGGAACUUUCUAUUUGCGUCCGCUACUGAAGGAGUAUGCUUUCUCACCGGCAGCUCAGACAAUAGAACUUGAUUCUGGGGAAUCCAAAGAAGUUAAUUUCCAGGCUACCCGUGUGGCUUACAGUGCUAUAGGUGUGGUGACGCUACUAUCUGGCCAACCAAAAGAAGGUGUUUCGAUUGAAGCCAGAUCAGAAACAAAGGGUUAUUAUGAGGAAACGAAGACAGAUGCACUCGGAAAUUAUCGUUUGAGGGGACUGCUCCCUGAGACAAAUUACAUCAUUAGAGUAGUUCAAAGAGAGGAUCAGGGCAGUGCCAGAAUUGAGCGUGCAUCUCCUGGAGCAAUAACUGUCAAGGUUGUAUCAGAGGAUAUUAAGGGAUUGGAUUUUCUGGUCUUUGAACGCCCUGAAUUGACCAUUUUGAGUGGCUAUGUUGAAGGAAAGAAAAUUGUGGGACUAAAGUCAGGUUUGCAAGUAGAAAUCAAGUCAGCUAGUGAGACAUCUAAAGUCGCGUCCGUAUUCCCUUUGCCACUUUCAAACUUUUUUCAGGUAAAGGGCUUACCUAAGGGUAAGUACCUUGUGCAGCUACGAUCUAGUGAGCCGUCAAGCACCAUCAAAUUCGAGUCUAGCAUAAUUGAGGCUGACUUGGAGGAGAACAAUCAAAUUAACGUGGGCCCACUAACAUACAAAUAUGAAAAUUGUCACCACAAACAGGACCUUACUGCAGCACCGCUGCUCCCGCUCGUUAGUGGAAUCUUUGUGAUUAUACUUUUCUUCAGCAUUCCGAGAAUUAAAGAUUUUUACCAAGCCACGGUGGGCUCAUCAGCAUCAUCUGGAUUCGCUGUAACUACAAAGAAAGAACCACGGAAAUCAGUUUUGAGAAAAAAGACAUACUAAGAGAACCAACCGUCUUUCAGUGUCUGAGAGUGCAAGCAUCUUCCAUUUGGUCAAAUUUUCGGUUAGCUCGAUUGGCAACCUAACGCAGCUGGGAUACGGUAGGCGUACAAUCUUAGUAGUUAAUUAAACUUAGAGAUCAAUGUUUGUUGCAACCUACUGGAAUUGAAUAGAGCUAGACGUUCUAUAGGUUGUACGACUGGGACCUUGAGUUCUUGAGGCCAAUGUUUGUUCUAAACUUUUGACAUGUAGAUCAACGACUGGUCGAGGUGGUAGUCCUUGUACACAAUUUUGAUCUCUAGGCUUGAUGAUGCAAUGUUUAUUUGCCACCAUGUGAGAUUCAUUCUUGUAGGAGUUACUCAGUAUUUAGUUAACUUAUUUCCACAUUUGGAACAGAUGAGAAAUAAAUUGAAAGACCAUUGGUAGGUUUUGAUGUUUGAUUUCA